UCCGAGCUGAACAGCACCGAGGAAGAAGAAAACACCGUCACAGAUCACCGGGAUCCUGAGAAGAAAGCCGGCUGAAGCCUUGCGUUUAGCUCAUACAUUGACACAUGAUCUCGGUUAAGUUCUGAGAUCUACCUUCGUUAUUUUCUUUUGUUGAAAACGAUCAUCAUGGUCAAGAAGAGAAGCGGUAACCGUGAGACCGAGAGCAGUCCGCUGGUAGAGCCGGAGCCGAGGCCCUCCGAACAAACUCCAGUCCUCAAAGGAGCCCAGUCGUCAGGAGGAGCCUCCGCACGCAUGUCAGUCCUCCUCCUCAUCACUAUCUUUGCCUGCUCGGCUUGUGUCAUGUAUCUGCUGUUCAGAAAUUUCCCAGAGCUAAGCGAAGACGAGAGAGAAAAAAUCAAAAUUCCUAAAGACAUGGAUGACGCCAAGGCAUUGGGAACAGUGCUGUCCAAAUACAAGGACACAUAUUACACUCAAGUGCUUUUAGCGUACUUUGCUACAUAUAUCUUCCUUCAGACGUUUGCCAUCCCAGGCUCCAUAUUUCUCAGUAUACUGUCUGGCUAUCUCUACCCUUUUCCAUUAGCUCUCUUCCUGGUCUGUCUGUGUUCAGGCCUUGGGGCGUCUUUUUGCUAUAUGUUGUCGUAUUUAGUCGGGAGGCCGAUGGUGUACAAGUACCUCACGGAGAGAGCUCAGAAAUGGUCACAACAGGUGGACAAGCACAGAGAGCACCUCAUUAAUUACAUCAUUUUUUUGAGAAUAACUCCUUUCCUUCCAAACUGGUUCAUCAACAUCACCUCGCCGGUCAUUAAUGUGCCUCUGGGUGUCUUCUUCCUGGGGACCUUUCUUGGAGUGGCUCCGCCAUCGUUUGUGGCGAUAAACGCAGGGACGACGUUAUACAAGCUGACCACAGCCGGCGAGGCCGUGUCCUGGAACUCUCUUCUCGUGUUGGGAGUUUUAGCCGUUCUCUCCAUCCUGCCCGUCUGCUUUCAGAAGAAACUCCAGCAGAAACUUGAGUAGAGAUCACCACCCCUGCUUGAUUCAGCUCAGGAAUGAUACUGGUCCUCUAAAGCUUUCUUCUCUUCUUUUGUGCAUGUACAACAAACUCUCGUUUCAUCAUAUGAUGGGCCAGGCAGGUCCACCUUCCAUUGUUUCCACAGUACUUUCAUGGGAUGAAAAAUUCUGUCAUCACCGAUUUCCUCUAGCGUUAUUUUCCACAUCAAUGUCUUCAGUGGAUUUUCAAUAUUUUCCACAAAACCGCAUUGAUUAAUGUGAGAUGCACUGGAAGAGACAUAUUUUCAGUCCCUCUGAAGUUGCUGAGCUAAAAAGGAAAGUGCCAACUGCGACCUUUUUUAUUCUUAUGGCUAAUUUAAUAUUCAAACGUGUUUGAGAAUGAGGUAUUACAUGCAUCAGAAACCUUCUUUUUGGGUAUUUCUCAUGAAUGGACAAUCUCUUAACAGUGCCCUGUGUACUAAUGCUAACUGUAGAAAAUACUGCUUAGCUCUUGUUAUACACCUAAUUUUUCCAAAUUGAUAACUGAUAAAUAUGGAUGAUGCCAUUAGUAUUACAGAUCAAGACUGUAGAUUGCAUAUAAUAUAACAGCCUUGAUGUUACAGGUUACUUGAAGUAAAAGAAAUGGAAAGCAUUUACCGACAUCACAUGUACUGAACUAUUAACACCUGUUUUAACAUUUCAAACUAUUUUUC
This is a messenger RNA of Carassius carassius (crucian carp), 1700 nucleotides long. RefSeq names its product transmembrane protein 41B-like. Gene Ontology annotation, cellular component: endoplasmic reticulum membrane. Bases 166 to 1014 code for a protein of 282 amino acids. The record is from RefSeq and is a predicted model, not a curated record. NCBI's taxonomy places the organism in Eukaryota, Metazoa, Chordata, Actinopteri, Cypriniformes, Cyprinidae. The transcript is spliced from 7 exons.